CCGCCGCCGUCACGCCUCCAGCACCGAGUUUUGUGCUCCGCUCCAGUUCCGCCCUCUCCAAAGAAAAUAUCCUCCUCCUCCUCCUCCUCACCAGCCAUCGACGAAACUUCAAAGUUAGCCAACUUAGCGCCCAAAAACCAGCCGUUUUCUGUAUUUCUAUCGGGACCCGCAGUUUGAGAGAGCAGCGUACCUCGGCAUGAGGAAGUUUCUGCGGUAGAAACUUGAUCUGACACAAGGAUGAGGAGCUCCAGUGCGUAGCCCCACGGUACAUCACGUGACUGUCUCAGUUCAUCCGCUUGUUAAAGUGUGCCUAUCAGAUAAAUCAUGGCUCGUGGCUGCAUCUGCUGCGUGAAGUACAUGCUCUUCCUCUUCAACCUGCUCUUCUGGUUGGGUGGGUGCGGUUUGCUGGGUGUCGGGGUUUGGCUGUCGGUGUCCCAGGGCAGCUUUGCCACCCUGUCGCCCUCAUUCCCAUCACUGUCUGCCGCCAACCUCAUCAUCACCCUCGGCACCGUCGUCAUGGUGACUGGUUUCCUCGGUUGCCUGGGUGCCAUCAAGGAGAACAAGUGCCUGCUGCUGAGUUUUUUCAUCGUUCUGUUGAUCAUCCUUCUGGCUGAACUUAUCCUCCUUAUUCUGUUCUUCGUCUACACAGACAAGGUGAGUGCUAAUGCCAGACAGGACCUGAAAGAAGGGCUGGUGCUGUACAACACAGAUGACAAUGCUGGCCUGAGGAACGCAUGGAAUACAAUACAGACAGAGUGGCGGUGUUGUGGGGUGAUGAGUCACACUGACUGGCAUGCAGCCCUGCAGGAGAAGGUUGUUCCUGACCGCUGCUGCCAGGAGGUUUUCCCGGGCUGCGGGCGCAACGCCUCCAAUGCCUUCUGGACACGGGGUUGCUAUGAGAAGGUAGAGGAGUGGCUGGAUGACAAUAAACACCUCCUGGGAACCAUUGCUAUGUGUGUGUUGGUCAUACAGCUCCUUGGUAUGGCUUUCUCAAUGACGCUUUACCAACAGAUCCACCGAGCAGGCAAGAAGUACGAAGCUUGACUGGAUUAAUUUCUUUUUCUCACAAACACACUCACAUACUGUUUCAUUUCAUUUCAUCUCAUUCCCUUCCCAACCCAAGAUUUCUUUUCUUUGCUUUGGCUUUACCCUCACCAUAUGUUUAUAGUAAAAAUAAGCCACAUCCUUGUAGUGCAUGCCACAACAGCUUUUUAUCUUGCAUUCCUCAUCUGUGCACCCAUAUAUUGUUGUGAAUAGUCUUUGAACUAGCAUUUCUUAUGCAUUUCUUUUACUAUAACCAGAGUUUUUAUUUAAAAGAUUUGUAUUUGAGAAUUGAACAAAGAGAAUAGACUUAAACACCUGGAAAGAAGGAUAAAGGGAACAUUAGUUCAUUGUUUAAAAGCCAUGCCUUUGGAAUAAUACAGUGUAUGCAUUUAUUUACAACAAGCAUUGUGUACGAAGAUAUGUUCAAUAAAAGCAGAGAUUAGUCUCUCGUGAAUGUUUUAA
Molecule: messenger RNA, 1506 nt
Organism: Myripristis murdjan (pinecone soldierfish)
Lineage: Eukaryota; Metazoa; Chordata; Actinopteri; Holocentriformes; Holocentridae
Product: tetraspanin-9
Exons: 9
Coding region: 325-1044 (239 amino acids)
Cellular component (GO): plasma membrane
Source: RefSeq, a predicted model, not a curated record